CCUGACUUCUUCUUCCUCGUCGUGGUAAUCAGGGAGCUCUGAUGCGACGCCGCUACCUUUCUUUAAAGAACCACUAAAGAUGAGAUAAAUCAAACCCCCUACCACCCUGGAUCUCUUCCCCUUACCACCCUGGAUCACUUCGGAACGGUCAGAGCCAGGAACGGUCAUUUGAGAUCCUCUCCGAAAACCUAAAUCCAGGAGGAGCGAUAUUGGGGAAAACUGCUGAGCUCCGCAAGGAAGUUGCCCGAGGCGGUUCGAUCGCAUCCCCCCCUCCAGGAAUUCUCGCUUUCUACGCCUCCCGAAAAAAAAGACGCGCGCUGUAACGCGUCUUUUGACGCGUAAAACCCAAACCAUCGGGAUGCUUUCGGAGUGAUUUGGGAGACGUAUUCUACCUUUUUCAUCAUCAUCGGUCGUGUCUUCCCUCUUGGUCUCCGCAGUGCCCUCGGACUACAACUGAGACCCCCCGUUGUUUGGGCGAUUUGUUUUUUUUGGGUGGAAGACACUGGUUUCGAUUUGGUGGGGACAGAGAACCGCUCUGCUCUUGUUCUGGAGGGAUUGGAUCAUUUUGUGUGUUUUCUUCUUUGCGAGAUAAUUUUACCGUCGUUGUCAUUACCUUGCGGGAUUCCUAAUCUUUGCAACAUCUCCAUUGAGCAGAAGUGCGGUGGACCACAGUGGCUGUUUGUCCAGCGGGCUCUGCUGAAGAUGUGAACAUUGGAUUACCAUCAUCUCUACAAGGCUUCCUUCCCCAGAAUACGUCUGCCUCCAAGGCCCUCCAGCCGUCUCCCCGCCGGCUGUCCCUCUACCUCCCUCUACCUUCCCUGUCUGGAAUACAUCCGGCUUAUGGGGAUUGGCUAAUCCCACCCCUGGGGUCCCCGCCCCCGUCCCGCGUCCACCAAUUGGAGGGGCCGUUCGGAUCACCUCCUUCUAGCUUCUCCUCCCUCGAUUGGCCGAUUGGAAUACCCCCCCCCCAGUGACUCGAACACACUCCACUCUGUCGUCGACCAUGGAACCCCAGGGGAGCCCCCUGUCCCGGGCGCCCGGCCCCCACUUCCUGCUCCUCCUCCUCCUCCUCCUCCUCCUCCUCUUCGCCCCCUCGCCGGCCACGCCCCAGCGCCUCCCCCUCGACCCCGGGGGCGGGGCUCUGGGCGGGGCGGCGCCGGAGUACGCCCACUCGGUGCGGCUGGACGGGGACAUCGUGCUGGGCGGGCUGUUCCCCGUGCACGCGCGCGGCGACCGCGGCGCGCCCUGCGGCGAGCUCAAGAAGGAGAAGGGCAUCCACCGGCUGGAGGCCAUGAUGUUCGCCAUCGACCUCAUCAACAAGGACCCCGACCUGCUGCCCAACGUCACGCUGGGCGCCCGCGUGCUCGACACGUGCUCGCGGGACACCUACGCGCUGGAGCAGUCGCUCACCUUCGUCCAGGCGCUCAUCGAGAAGGACGGCUCGGACGUGCGCUGCGCCAACGGCGACCCGCCCGUCUUCGCCAAGCCCGACAAGAUCGUGGGCGUGAUCGGGGCGUCGGCCAGCUCCGUGUCCAUCAUGGUGGCCAACAUCCUGCGCCUGUUCAAGAUCCCUCAGAUCAGCUACGCCUCCACAGCGCCGGAGCUCAGCGACAACACGCGCUACGAUUUCUUCUCGCGGGUGGUGCCGCCGGACUCGUACCAGGCGCAGGCCAUGAUGGACAUCGUCACGGCGAUGGGCUGGAACUACGUGUCCACGCUGGCGUCCGAGGGGAACUACGGCGAGAGUGGCGUGGAGGCCUUCGUGCAGAUCUCAAGGGAAACCGGCGGGGUGUGCAUCGCCCAGUCCCUGAAGAUCCCCAGGGAGCCGCGCCCGGGGGAGUUUGACAAGAUCAUCCGCCGCCUGCUGGAGACCUCCAACGCCCGGGCCGUCAUCAUGUUCGCCAACGAGGACGACAUCCGUCGGGUGCUGGACGCAGCUAGACGGAACAACCAGACGGGUCACUUCCUGUGGGUGGGGUCAGACAGCUGGGGUUCCAAGAUCUCGCCCGUGAUUGGUCAAGAGAGAGUCGCCGAGGGAGCAAUCACCAUCCUGCCCAAACGAGCAUCUGUGGAUGCGUUCGACCGCUACUUCCGAAGUCGCUCGCUGUCCAAUAACCGGAGGAACGUGUGGUUCGCCGAAUUUUGGGAGGAGAACUUCAACUGCAAGCUGGGCAUGCACGGCAAGCGCCCGGGCAGCCCGAAGAAGUGUACCGGCCUAGAGAAGGUGGGCCGGGACUCCAGCUACGAGCAGGAGGGCAAGGUGCAGUUCGUCAUGGACGCUGUGUACGCCAUGGCUCACGCCCUGCACCGCAUGCACCGCCAGCGUUGCCACGGAAACCCCGGCUUCUGCCAGGACAUGGCCGACAACAUCGACGGCAAGGAGCUGCUCAGCCACAUACGGGCCGUCAGCUUCAACGGCAGUGCCAACACCCCUGUGGUGUUCAACGAGAACGGCGAUGCCCCAGGCCGCUACGACAUCUUCCAGUACCAGAUCACCAACCGCUCCACCCCUGAGUACCGCGUCAUCGGUACCUGGACCAACAAGCUGUACCUCAACGUGGACAGCAUGAGGUGGAGGAGGGGGGACUCCUCUCUACCCUCGUCCGUCUGCAGCGUCCCGUGUCGGACCGGUGAGAGGAAGAAGGUAGUGAAGGGGGUCCCCUGCUGCUGGCACUGCGAACGCUGCGAGGGGUACCACUACCAGGCCUCCGAGUUCACGUGUGAGCUGUGCCCCUACGAGAUGCGUCCCGACGCCAACCGCACCGGCUGCGUGCCCAUCCCCAUCGUCAAGCUGGAGUGGCACUCGCCCUGGGCGGUCAUCCCCGUGUUCAUCUCCAUGCUGGGCAUCGUGGCCACCUCCUUCGUGGUGGUCACCUUCGUGCGCUACAACGACACGCCCAUCGUGCGCGCCUCGGGCCGCGAGAUGAGCUACGUGCUGCUGACGGGCAUCUUCCUGUGCUACGCCAUCACCUUCCUGAUGAUCGCCGCGCCCGACGUGGGCGUGUGCUCGUUCCGAAGGAUCUUCCUGGGGCUGGGCAUGUGCUUCAGCUACGCGGCGCUGCUCACCAAGACCAACCGCAUCCACCGCAUCUUCGAGCAGGGCAAGAAGUCGGUGACGGCGCCCAGGUUCAUCUCGCCGGCCUCCCAGCUGGCCAUCACCUUCUCCCUGAUCUCGGUGCAGCUCCUGGGCGUCUUCGUGUGGUUCGCCGUCGACCCUCCGCACACGGUGGUUGACUACGGCGAGCAGCGCACGCAGGACCCCGCCUCCGCCCGCGGCGUGCUCAAGUGCGACAUCUCGGACCUGUCGCUCAUCUGCUCGCUGGGCUACUCCAUCCUGCUCAUGGUCACGUGCACGGUGUACGCCAUCAAGACGCGCGGCGUGCCCGAGACCUUCAACGAGGCCAAGCCCAUCGGCUUCACCAUGUACACCACCUGCAUCGUCUGGCUGGCCUUCAUCCCCAUCUUCUUCGGCACGUCGCAGUCGGCCGAGCGGAUGUACAUCCAGACCACCACCCUGACGGUGUCCCUCAGCCUGUCCGCCUCAGUGUCCCUCGGCCUGCUCUACAUGCCCAAGGUGUACGUCAUCCUGCUGCACCCCGAGCAGAACGUCCCCAAGCGCAAGCGGAGCUUCAAGGCCAUUGUGACAGCUGCCGCCAUGUCAGGCAAGCUUGGCCAGAAGGGAGGCGACCGCCCCAACGGAGAGGUGAAAACGGAGCUUUGUGACAGCAUGGAGACCAACACUUCAUCAACUAAGACGACGUAUGUUAGCUACAACAAUCACGCCAUCUGAAAUAACCAGACAAGAAAGUGGUGAAAAGAGAGAGAGAAAAAGAGAGAAUGAGAGGAGAAGGAGAGAGAGAGAGAGAGAGAGAGAGAGAGAGAGAGAGGACGGCUUCAUUGGGGAUGGCGCCGUUCAAAGUGGAAGGAAACCGUUGCUCUCAGUCGGGUGCACCAGAAUGGCAUCACAGGGCUCCCAAUGGAAAAUAUCAAGCAUGAGACAUUUUGUAUUGUCGCUGUUCCUCAUCGAAACCUAGGACCAUGGAGAGGAGAAGGGACCAACGAACAAAGAAACAGCCAAUAAGUGUGCCUGCUUCCCUGCUCGUCACAGCCCAUUGGUCUAACCAUAAGGUAUAACUUGAAAAUAAAAAAAAACAGACAGUGAUGAAAUCAGUGAUGGACGGCAACGAAUAAAGUUGAAACGAACCAAAAAAAGAUACGACAAAAUCACAGAUCAAAACAAUAAAAAAAUCAACAACACCAUUUCGACAUUGUGGUUAAAAAAUGUGGGAAAAGGCAAAAGCAGGGGAGCAGAAAAAGAGAUAGAUAAACAUUGAAAAAAAAAUGUGUAUGUACAAAAAGAAAAAUUAGAGAGGAAAAUUGAUGAGACUCAAAACAUGUUUGUUGUUACUCUACCUGUAAGUAUUUUUUGUGGUCGUGAAGAUUUUUUCAUUCUUGUCUCACCGUUGUCUGAUGGAUGGAACCUCCCCC
Gadus morhua (Atlantic cod) is the source of this 4488-nucleotide messenger RNA. It is a transcript of the gene grm8a, whose product is annotated as glutamate receptor, metabotropic 8a. The transcript is spliced from 14 exons. Lineage: Eukaryota; Metazoa; Chordata; Actinopteri; Gadiformes; Gadidae. Gene Ontology annotation, biological process: G protein-coupled receptor signaling pathway. The record is from RefSeq and is a predicted model, not a curated record. Gene Ontology annotation, cellular component: membrane. Gene Ontology annotation, molecular function: G protein-coupled receptor activity. Bases 1004 to 3790 code for a protein of 928 amino acids.